Chanos chanos (milkfish) is the source of this 1225-nucleotide messenger RNA. RefSeq names its product SNF8 subunit of ESCRT-II (gene snf8). The transcript has 8 exons. Bases 261 to 1037 code for a protein of 258 amino acids. Gene Ontology annotation, cellular component: ESCRT II complex. The record is from RefSeq and is a predicted model, not a curated record. Gene Ontology annotation, biological process: protein transport to vacuole involved in ubiquitin-dependent protein catabolic process via the multivesicular body sorting pathway. Lineage: Eukaryota; Metazoa; Chordata; Actinopteri; Gonorynchiformes; Chanidae.
AAAAAACCGAAAGCAAUGUUGACUACUUGCCUUAGCUAGCUCACUUUGGUAUGGGUAAUUUGUAAUUAACUGUCAAGCCACUCAGAGAACCAAACCUGUUAGGUGCACGGUUUAACGAGUAAUAUUGUCUCUGCAGACCCGAAAGCUAUCACGUAUGGUUGGAGUAUAAAUGUGAGAGCGGUAUUAGCUAGUUUACAUCAGUUUAAAGUGACUAGUUUUACUCCACGUGCAAGUAAUCGCGACAGCAACAUCAAAUAAAAAUGCACAGAAGGGGAGUCGGUGCGGGAGCCAUCGCCAAAAAGAAGCUUGCCGAGGCCAAAUACAGAGAGAGAGGCACAGUCCUAGCUGAGGACCAGAUUGCACAGAUGUCAAAACAGUUGGAAACAUUCAAGACUCAUCUUGAGGAGUUUGCCAGCAAGCACAAACAAGAGAUUCGAAAGAAUUCACAGUUCAGAGUGCAAUUCCAGGAAAUGUGUGCCACCAUAGGAGUUGACCCACUUGCAUCUGGGAAAGGAUUUUGGUCAGAGAUGCUUGGAGUCGGAGACUUUUAUUAUGAACUAGGAGUGCAGAUCAUUGAAGUCUGUCUCGCUUUAAAACACAGAAAUGGAGGUCUCAUUACGUUAGAUGAACUUCAUCAGCGUGUGCUGAAAGGAAGAGGGAAAUUUGCACAGGACGUGAGCCAAGACGAUUUGGUACGGGCCAUUAAGAAGCUGAAGGCUAUGGGCAAUGGAUUUGGAAUGAUUCCUGUUGGAGGAUCUUAUCUUGUCCAGUCAGUCCCGGCAGAACUGAACAUGGACCACACUGUUGUGCUGCAGCUGGCUGAGAAAAAAGGUUACGUCACUGUGAUGGAGAUUAAGGAUAGCCUGAAGUGGGAGCGUGAACGGGCCUGUCACGUGCUUGAUCAUCUGCUGAAGGAAGGUUUGGCCUGGUUAGACUCCCAGGCUGAUGGAGAGCCACAGUAUUGGCUGCCUGCUCUUUUCUCUGAACUCUCAUCCCGUGAUGUCACUCCUGAGGAGGCCAAUCAAAUGACGCCUUGAGGAGAAAAAGGAUGUUUUGACUGUGAGAGAAAAGGAGGGUGGGGGGGUGCGGCAGGUGACAUUUGUAAAUUUAAUUUUAGGUUCUAUGCAUUACCUUGUCCAUAUUUCUUCUGCUCUGGAAUGUUGAGUUUACAAAAUUGGAACUUGGCAAAAUAGGUAUCUUUAACUUUUUUUUUUUUUUGGCAUUA